Truncatella angustata is the source of this 1810-nucleotide messenger RNA. RefSeq lists its product as uncharacterized. The record is from RefSeq and is a predicted model, not a curated record. The transcript has 5 exons. NCBI's taxonomy places the organism in Eukaryota, Fungi, Ascomycota, Sordariomycetes, Amphisphaeriales, Sporocadaceae. The coding region runs from base 93 to 1628 and encodes 511 amino acids.
CCGGUCCUUAUAUCCGACCAAGGUAAGACCAAACCAAGUGCCACAUGGAGAAACCUUGAUAUGGCAAUCAGAAGUGUAACAAAACUUGAGAAAUGCCACAGCUCAGAUUUAUCUCCGUAGAAGGUAGGGACGGAAAGGCAUCAAAAUUGACCAGUUCCGUCAGGAGUCAUGCGAUACGCGCAGGUCUUCGGAAAACCACGCAUCCGCGAAGGGUCAAGACGGCAGCAGAACAGUCCUACCGUUCUGCGAAAUGCAGGGAUGACCUGAUGGCCCACUUCAAAUUUCCUGAAGAAUUCCAAUCACUGACGGGCCUGUCUGGGCCUGGCAAUGCGUCCGCUAGACUGGCACUCCAAGAGUGCAGAACUGCACACACCAAUUCUGUACCCCAGACAUUUGUGGAGACUUCGACACAACUGCGGGCAUAUCACAUACAGGCUGUGUGUGCAGGCAGCAUUGAUCCAUUCAAUAGUCUCCCAAUACCGACAAAUCCAGAGGUAGACUGCCUAAUCAAGUACUUAAUUACUAAGUUCGGCCUCAACUUGGCCACAGUCGACCGCAGGAAGUCGUGGUUCCCCUAUGCAUUACAGAACGCGCCGAUGAUGCACAGCACUCUCGCAAUGACUGCGGCAUUGUGGCGAGCAGAACAUUCAGCUCUAGAGUAUUCGAUUCAGGUGGAGGGCAUACACCAGAAAGGCGAGGCGAUGCGAGAGAUCAGGACCAAGCUCGCACAUGCUGAGUCUGUCGGCAAUGAUGACGAUAUGAAUUUCUUGAUGGCCACCAUGUCAACUUUGGGAAUUGUCGAGACCUGCGAUGGUGACUUCGAGGCCGCUGAGACGCAUCUACGAGGCGUGCAAGAUCUUUUCAGCUCACGAGGCGGUCAUGACAGCCUCAAAGACGAUUUCGUGCUUUGCAAGUCAAUCAACCUGGCCGACAUCCAGGUCGCCGUCGCACUGGGCCAUCGACUCAAAUUUCCUCUUCUGCACACAGACCAGGCAUAUCUCCCGGCAUCAAUAAUAGAGCAGGCUUGGUACCCGCCACUGGAUCAUUCAAUACUCAACGAUAGCUCGUACUAUCAUGUUCGGAUAUUCGUCCAGAUAAGACAGCUGCUUUUGGCACGCCAGUCAUCAGUGGUCUCUCUGGAUGCCCUACGGACUCUAUUAAAUAUGGCGGAUGAUGCAAUCUUAAGGCACCUCUACCAAGACUCGACCGACGUGUCGGAUGCCAGCAGACGCUCACGUGCGCUCGUCCUAGCUGCGCACGUCUUCACGUACGUCACGUUGCGUCAGGUGCCGCCAUCGAGCCCCUUAGUUCGCCGAAUGUGCGCUAGACUUCAAAGUAUAGUCGGGUUGACAUCAUCUGCCAGGGAAAUCUGGACAGAGAACAUGGCGGCACUGUUGUGGGUAGCUUUCGUCGGGCUGCUCGGGAUGGGGACGGGGACGGGGGCGAAAACCCCUCCGGGAGGGCAGUGGUUCCUGGCCCUUUUUCAAUGCACUGUACAAAGGCAUCCACAAGGAUGUUCUCCGGGUGAUGGCAGCAUUCGCAGGUUGUUGUCUUCGUUUCUUUGGGAUGAGCUUUGUUGCCAGCCACUCCUAGCUGGGUUAGAGGAGCGGUUAGGUCAGGCACUAUAGCUGAGUAAGCCCGGUGAUUGGAAAAGCAUUUUGACCCACCCUUCCGAAAUAGGAAAUAUGUUUGAGUAGGAUUUGUGACACUGUGCUCGAGUGGAGUGUAUCAUAUUGCCUAAACAGGCGAAACUGACGCAUGCAGCCUUUCCAGCGCGUAUAGCCAAGCGUUUAAUAAGUAUAAAAGAGAC